Molecule: messenger RNA, 1569 nt
Organism: Juglans regia (Persian walnut)
Lineage: Eukaryota; Viridiplantae; Streptophyta; Magnoliopsida; Fagales; Juglandaceae
Product: 3,9-dihydroxypterocarpan 6A-monooxygenase-like
Exons: 2
Coding region: 1-1569 (522 amino acids)
Cellular component (GO): membrane
Molecular function (GO): oxidoreductase activity, acting on paired donors, with incorporation or reduction of molecular oxygen, NAD(P)H as one donor, and incorporation of one atom of oxygen; heme binding; iron ion binding
Source: RefSeq, a predicted model, not a curated record
AUGGCCAAUCCUAGUCCUGUGCAUCCUAAUCUCGCGGAAUGCGCCUUCCUCUUCUUCAUCUGGAUUGUCUCAAAUCUCGUCGUGCGUUUCUUGAUCAAAAUUAUAUGCACCAACUCUAGCGCCAAAACUCGGAACCCACCCAGCCCACGGGCUCUCCCCAUAAUUGGCCACCUUCACCUACUAAGCUCUAAAUUACCCGAGUCACUCCAAAACUUAGCUCGACGCUAUGGCCCUCUCAUGCAGAUACGUAUUGGUACUUCAACAACUUUUGUUGUCGCUUCCAGUGCCACUGUUACAAAAGAAAUCCUUAAAACCCACGAUAUCGAUUUUGCCUCCAGGUUUGAAUUUGGUCCUACGGAGUACAAUAUCUAUAGUGGGGAUGGCUUUGUUACAUGCCCUAAUAACACCUAUUGGCUGUUCAUGAAAAAGCUGUGCAUGACCAAGUUAUUCGCAGGCCCUCAGCUAGAUCGUUUCAACCAUAUUCGAGAACAAGAGAUUCAGAAUCUCUUGAAAUCGCUGUUCAAGAGCUCUAGAGAAGGAGAGGCGUGCGAUUUAGCUAUGGAGUUAACGACCUUAACAAAUAAUUUGCUGUGCAGAAUGGCUUUAAGUAAGAGAUGUUCGGAAAAUGCCGAGGGAGCUAAGGAAGUCAGGAAGUUGAUCGUGGAAAUUAUGCAGCUUGGAGCAAAAUUAGGAGUCAAUGAAGCACUCGGUCCUUUGAAGAAAUUUGAUCUCUUUGGAAAUGGGAAAAAGCUUGUGGAGGCAAUGUGGCGGUACGAUGAGUUAUUCGAGCAGAUCAUAAAGGAAUACGAAGACGAAAUUGUUGAUGGCCAUGGGAAAGAAGAUCAGGCAGAUCUGAUGAGCAUCGUGCUGGAGAUUUACAAAAACACAAACGCAGAGGUGAAGCUAACAAGAAAUCAGAUCAAGUUUUUCUUCAUGGAAAUAUUCAUGGCAAGCAUUGAUACUUUAACAGCAGCCAUACAAUGGGCCAUGGCGGAGCUCAUCAACCAUCCCCAGCCAUUCAAGAGGCUCAGAGAGGAGAUUAACACGGUUGUCGGGUCCAACAGGCUAGUCAAAGAAUCAGACGUCCCAAAUCUUCCUUACUUGCAAGCCGUUGUGAAGGAAACCCUAAGACUACAUUCUCCAGUACCCCUCAUCCAUAGAGAAUGCACCAAAGAUUGCACGAUCAAUGGAUUUCAUGUAAGGGCCAAGUCUAAAGUGCUGAUUAAUGUCUAUGCCAUCAUGAGGGACCCGGAGCAAUGGAAUGACCCAGAUGAGUUUUUGCCUGAGAGAUUUUUUAUCAACUCGAAUGAUAAGCUUGGUCAACAUGAUCACAUGGAAAUGAAGGGUCAGGAUUUUCAUUACCUUCCAUUCGGGGGUGGAAGGAGGGGAUGCAUUGGUGGAACACAUGCUCUACUGGUAACGCAUGUGACACUCGGAGCAUUGACCCAAUGCUUUGAUUGGAAAGUCAAAGGUGGGGAGAAGAUUGAUAUAAACGUGGGGUCGGGAUUUUCCGGAGCCGUGCCACUUCCUCUUGUGUGUUAUCCAAUCGCUCGUUUUGAUCCAUUUUAG